Molecule: messenger RNA, 1004 nt
Organism: Nerophis ophidion (straightnose pipefish)
Lineage: Eukaryota; Metazoa; Chordata; Actinopteri; Syngnathiformes; Syngnathidae
Exons: 2
Coding region: 306-917 (203 amino acids)
Source: RefSeq, a predicted model, not a curated record
AGGAAGCACAAAACAAGAUGGCGUCUGGCGGAGAAUACGUUGUUUUGGUUAUUAUGGUUUCUAGGUCUUAAUUACAACGUACAUGUGCACAUGUGUGUCGUUUAACAGAGUAAACGUCGUUAUUAAUUGUUUGUAUGCGGAUACAUUAGUCUGAGUGCACUUUGACGUGCUAGCCUAGCCUGCUGGUUAGCUUAGCUUGUUAGCUGCUAACAAAGAGAGGCGGAAGUGAUCGACACAUCAAAGCAGAGAUCCAAUACAUCUGUGAAGAACAUCUUCACCCUCAGCAACAGAAGUGGAGCUUCAGGAUGCGGACAGAGGAGCCACAGCCCUCCCACAUUAAGAAGGAAGAGAAAUACCUACUGAUGCCCCAUUUUAAAAAGGAAGAGGAGGACCCACUGACACCCCGAUUUAAAGAGGAAGAGGUGGAUCCACUGACCCCUCACAUUCAAGAGGAAGAGGAAGAGCACAGCAUCAGUCAGCAGAGAGAGUAUCUUGAAGGACUGGAGGAGGUUGAUGUCACCAAGAUGCCAGUGACUGGUGUCCCUGUGAAGAGUGAAGGUGAUGAGGUGAAAGGUGAAAGUGAGGAGAGGGGAGGGGGGGAGCCUCCAAGCAGCAGCUCAACACAACACAUGACAACAGAAGCUGAUGGAGACCACUGUGGAGGAUCACAAGCAGACAAGCUCUUAGCUCCACUAUCAGAUAGUGAGGACACAACGUCACACUCUCCUGACACUGAUGAUGAAGACUCUAAAGAUGAUAAGACAUGUCACACUGACAACACUCACUUCACAUCUUCUCUCAGUCACAAAACUUUUAAAUACCAUUGUAGUCUGAAAAGACACAUGAGAACACACACUGGAGAAAAACCUUUUCAUGUUUUAUCUGUAGUAAAGAUUUUACUAAAAGACAAAAUUUGAAAAGACACAUGAGAACACACACUGGAGAAAAACCUUUUUCAUGUUCAAUCUGCAGUAAAGAUUUUACGCAUUGGCACAAUUUGAAAA